AAUUGAUAGUAUUAUACCCAUCUAGCCCUGAAGUAAUGCUCUCCAGCGGGGCCACUCUCAUCGUGGGAUGGGGACGGUUAUUCUUCCGUGGUGGGUUUUAGCAAGUAGGCGAUGGGAGCAGGCGACCGGCCUGCAGUGACCCGUUGAAUUCUGCACACCCCUGUCUCAGGCGCAGGGGGUCUUUAGAAGAUUUCCCACUUCGAUACCAAAAAAAAAAACAUACAUAUCACAUAUGAAGCUUAUAUCCAAGUUUGCUGUGAGCAUCCCUGCUGGAUUAAAUGGUAUUCAUACUCCAUUUGUCUAUCUGUGGAGGAUUAUGCGAAUUUAUGCUUUGAAACCAGAGGUGCUAGUUUGUAGUAUGAUUCUGGCAAUUAUUCUGUUUUACAUACAAGCCGUGGAUAUCUGGAGCAGAGCACUUCUAGGAAAAAUACAACAUACCUUAGGCCGCACAACAUCUAAGGUGUCUACACUGAAAUUUUUAGUUAAUGAUUCAGUGAAUACUGGAAUAAAACUUAAUUGGGAACUAAAACAGGAUCACAUUGCAGCAUAUGCUGUGCAAGGACAUAGAGCUCGGAUGGAAGACCGUUUUGUGGUGAACGAUGACAUGAACAAUACUGGAGUUUCUUUAUUUGCAAUAUUCGAUGGCCAUGGUGGAGAAUUUGCAGCUAACUACGCUCGUGAUAAACUUAUCUCCAAUAUUAAUAAAAAAGUUAUUGAAUUGAAAAACUUCCUGGCUGGCAAAACAUCCGUUUAUCAAAAUGAACUGACGUUAAAAGAGCCAGAAAAAAAGAAAGACGAAAAUAAAAGAGAUGAAAAAUUUCUAGAACGAAAAAAAUCUUUUCGAAAAGUUGUAAGUACGUCUUUGACGGAUGACUGUAUGAAGAAAGCUAUUGAGGUGACUGAUCCAGAAUUACUUGAUAAAUUGGAGAGCAUAACACCGAUUACAAGAGAGGUCAGACCAUGCAGACCAGGUGAGAAGCAAGUACCUAAAGUAGACAUGAUGAAUUAUAUUGAAGGAAAUAAAAUCAAUUAUGGACGACUUCUAACGGAUGAAGUUCUAGCGGCUGACAGAUUAUUGGUAGAAACUGCUAAAAAGAAUAUGGAUGUAGCUGGUACUACUGCUUUAAUCGCUCUUUUGGAAGACAAUAAGUUGAUCGUAGCAAAUGUUGGUGACUCUAGAGGAGUAAUGUGUGAUGAAAAGGGAAAUGCUAUUCCUUUGUCUUUUGAUCACAAACCUCAGCAAGAAAGGGAAAGGAAAAGAAUAAAUAAAGCCGGUGGUUUGGUAACUUUUAAUGGAGUAUGGAGAGUCGCUGGUAUAUUAGCGACUUCUCGUGCUUUAGGAGACUAUCCUCUGAAAGAUAAAAAGCUAGUGAUUGCUGAUCCGGACAUCUUAACAUUUGAUUUGAAUGAUCACAAUCCCAUGUUUAUAAUAUUGGCAUCUGACGGUCUAUGGGAUACGUUUACGAAUGAGGAGGCUGUAACUUUCAUCAAAGAACGCAUUAAUGAACCACAUUUUGGUGCGAAAAGUAUUACAUUACAAAGUUUUUAUAGAGGAUCUGCGGAUAACAUCACGGUCAUCGUGAUUAAUUUAAAGGAUCGCAAAGUUAGCAUAUCGGAAGACAAGAAAAACCAGCUGUGAUUUUGACAGCAAACCAUUCGUUUUUUCAUCACUUCAAAGUUCCAAGAGUCUAGUCAUAAAAUAAAUAUAUCUUGUUGCAGUUUAAUUUAUUGCCAAACUGCAUGAUAUAGAACAUAUUCCCUUACGUUUGUAAUCUUCGUCGACAUUGAAAUGAUUGCAAUAAAAUAUUAUUGAAAAUGAU
This is a messenger RNA of Wasmannia auropunctata (little fire ant), 1820 nucleotides long. RefSeq names its product protein phosphatase 1L. The record is from RefSeq and is a predicted model, not a curated record. Gene Ontology annotation, molecular function: protein serine/threonine phosphatase activity; cation binding. Gene Ontology annotation, biological process: protein dephosphorylation. The coding region runs from base 233 to 1639 and encodes 468 amino acids. NCBI's taxonomy places the organism in Eukaryota, Metazoa, Arthropoda, Insecta, Hymenoptera, Formicidae. The transcript is spliced from 9 exons.